AUGGCAGCUGUACCCCGAUACUCUGGGAAAGUGGUGGUGGUAACUGGGGGUGCUCGCGGCAUUGGGGCUGGGAUCGUGAGAGCCUUUGUUUUCUCCCUCUCUUUGUUGGCAGUGGACAGUGGAGCUCAAGUGGUUUUCUGUGACAAGGACGAGGCGGGGGGCCGGGCUCUGGAGCAGGAACUCUCGGGCACUGUCUUCGUCCGUUGUGAUGUGACUCAGGAAGGAGAUUUGCAGACUCUGAUUUCCGAGACCCUGUCUCGGUUUGGCCACCUGGAUUGUGUGGUGAACAAUGCCGGCUACCACCCACCUGCGCAGUGGCCUGAGGAGACUUCUGCCCAGGACUUUCGCCAGCUGCUGGAGCUGAACCUACUGGGGACAUACACCCUAACCAAGCUUGCCCUCCCCCACCUGCGGAAGCGCAGAGGCAACAUCAUCAACAUCUCCAGCCUGGUUGGGACCAUCGGCCAGUCCCAGGCAGUCACCUACGUGGCCACCAAGGGGGCAGUGACAGCCAUGACGAAAGCCCUGGCCUUGGAUGAGAGCAGAUACGGUGUCCGUGUCAACUGCAUCUCCCCAGGGAACAUCUGGACUCCACUGUGGGAAGAGCUGGCGGCCUCCACUUCAGACCCCAGUGCCACCAUCCUAGAAGGCACCUUGGCCCAGCCCCUGGGCCGCAUGGGCCAGCCAGCUGAGGUGGGAGCUGCAGCUGUGUUCCUGGCCUCUGAAGCCACCUUCUGUACAGGGCUUGAGCUUCUUGUGACAGGGGGUGCAGAAUUGGGGUAUGGGCGCAAGUCUACUAGGAGCAGCCUCGUGGAAACCCCUAGUCUCCCACCCUAAUUCCCACUGACUUAUGUCCUACCUAUCUCUCUUUCCUUUUCCUUUCUUUUUUUUUUUUUGUGUAGUACUGGAGAUUAAACCUAGGACAUUUUUUUGUGCUAGACAGAGCUCCACCACUGAAUGAUACUGGGGUACCUCACUGGGGGUUCUAGGCAGGGGAUCUACCAUUGACUCCCUCCCUACCCCCUUUGGAUUACUGGGUUGUGGUUUCUUUCCUUAAAUACCCCUUCUCCCAGCU
Molecule: messenger RNA, 1075 nt
Organism: Microtus ochrogaster (prairie vole)
Lineage: Eukaryota; Metazoa; Chordata; Mammalia; Rodentia; Cricetidae
Gene: Hsd17b14
Product: hydroxysteroid 17-beta dehydrogenase 14
Biological process (GO): steroid catabolic process
Cellular component (GO): cytosol
Molecular function (GO): estradiol 17-beta-dehydrogenase [NAD(P)+] activity
Source: RefSeq, a predicted model, not a curated record